UCGACAAGUCUCCAUCUCUUAACCUAACAAACUCUAUUUGUCCACAUUUCUCCAGCUAAGAGAAUUCCAUCUAUCAAUCAAUAUAUAGAGCAAGAUAUAUACACUUUGACUAAUAAGCAAUAUCAAUGAGGAUGACAACGAUGACGAUGAUGGAUAGUAGCAACAACGAAGGCCGAGAAUUGAAGCCACCAGUCACUGGCUGCAAGCUCCGACAUCUGAUGCGACGCCCAAUUUUUCCACCUUACGGCCUACGAAACCCUAAUUUCGUUCCAAUAAGUGAUCAUGAGAGAGCGGCGCCGCCGUUGGUGAGCACGAGGUGGAACCCUACACCGGAGCAACUGCAGGCGCUUGAGGAAAUGUAUAGACGCGGGAUCAGAACUCCGUCGGCGGAGCAGAUUCAGCAUAUUGCGGCGAAAUUGCGGCGGUUUGGGAAAAUCGAAGGGAAGAAUGUUUUCUACUGGUUUCAAAACCACAAGGCGAGAGAGAGGCAGAAGAAACGUCGUCAGCUCGCCGCCAGAAUCGUCCACCCUACGCCACCUGGACUUAUCAGGGGAUAUUUGGAAAUUGAACAACACAGGAAGGUCUUAAACUGCUGCACACCUUCAAAGGAUUGUGCAUCAAUGCAAGGUGCAGUGAUUGCUGCAGAUGGAUGGAAUCACAAGGAGGAAUUGGAAGCUAAGGCUAAGGUUGUAACUGUAGGGAAUGAAUGGCAGUCUGAUUUGGACUUAUCUUCUUCUUCAAAUGGACAAGAGAAUACCAAACCCUAUUUUAAUGGCAUCACCAAUCAAAAUCAAACUACUCUUCACCUAUUUCCCAGCCCACAACUAGAAGACAGUCACAUUCCUCAUACAUUUACACCUACUUGCUUCUUUGAGUUUCUUCCAAUCAAGAAUUGAAACUUUCAUUCUACUCUAGUGUUAUAGAUGUAACAAUAUUAAUGUUAGUCACUCAAUAUAUAUGUACCAUGUUGAUUAGCUAUCAUUUACUUACCUAUACUUUGUGUUUCUAUCUAUCUAUCUAUCUAUCUAAUCGACA
Molecule: messenger RNA, 1035 nt
Organism: Salvia hispanica
Lineage: Eukaryota; Viridiplantae; Streptophyta; Magnoliopsida; Lamiales; Lamiaceae
Biological process (GO): plant organ development
Molecular function (GO): DNA-binding transcription factor activity; DNA binding
Source: RefSeq, a predicted model, not a curated record